This is a messenger RNA of Octopus bimaculoides (California two-spot octopus), 9352 nucleotides long. RefSeq names its product prenylcysteine oxidase 1. The record is from RefSeq and is a predicted model, not a curated record. Gene Ontology annotation, biological process: prenylated protein catabolic process; prenylcysteine catabolic process. Lineage: Eukaryota; Metazoa; Mollusca; Cephalopoda; Octopoda; Octopodidae. Gene Ontology annotation, molecular function: prenylcysteine oxidase activity.
ACCCGCCGGUAAUUUGAAUGGCGGGUAAUUUGAAAUUGCUACAUCGGUGUUACAGUCCCAAGGCUUUAAACACAGAAUUUCUCCGUUGAAAGCAAAACAAAAUCCCAAAUAUUUCUUUAGACAAGUUUUCCAAUAAAUACGGAACUAGAUGCGACUCAGCUUAUACUUACAGCAAAGUCUGUUGUGACUGCCAGCUGAUAACAUGUCGAAGUUGCUCCUGUCAAUCACAUUGCUUCUCUACCUAGGCUUUGUAUUGGGUUUUGACGAAGAAUUACCUAGAAUCGCAAUAGUUGGUGCUGGCAUUGGAGGCACAUCAACAGCUUACUACCUACGUCAACUGUUUGGGGACCAAGCUGUCAUAGAUAUAUAUGAAUCCAAUAAAGUUGGCGGACGUUUGGACUCUUUCGAAUUUGAUGGAGAAUCCAUUGAAACCGGUGGCAGCACACUUCAUCCAAAAAAUGCUUACAUGCUGAAUUUUACAAAGAUUUUAGGCUUGGAAGCAAAACAGCUUGAAAGCAAUGGAUUUGGAAUAUAUGAUGGCAAAGAGUUUCUGUUUAAAACCAGUAGUUACAAAAUUAUAACCAUCCUGAAAGCUUUCUGGCGUUAUGGAAAUGAUCUGCAGAGAAUUGCAAAUUGGAUUGACGAUUUGAUUACCAAAAAAUUUUGCCGGAUCUACAAUCAUCAAUUGAAAGGGUAUGCCUUUACCACUGUGAAAGAUCUGCUGUUAUCCAUGGACCAAUUAAUGCUAAACUUAACCACCAGACCUUUAGAAGAAACUCUGAAAGAAAUGGGCUUUUCUGACCGCUUUAUUGCAGAGCCUGUUACUGUGGCUGUCCGAACAAAUUAUGGCCAGACAGUCAAUAUUCAAUCAUUUGCUGGGUCUAUCUCACUGGCAGGUAUGCAACCUGGUUUGUUUGCCAUAAAGGGUGGAAACAAGCAGGUGGCCGAAAAACUAUUAACAGAGUCUAAAGCAAAUUUUAUUCACGCCGAAUUAAAAAAAAUCUCACUGUUAAAGGAACACGAUUCAAUACAAUAUGAAUUAUUCUAUAAACCCCACAACUCGACCGAAAAAAACUCCAUGCAAAAUCAUAUAUACGAUAUUGUCAUAAUUGCUAUGCCACUCAAUCAGGAUAGCAAGGAUAUUAAAUUUGAAGGAUUUAUAUCACCAUUAUCCUACAGCCAACCUUUUUACCGAACUGUGGCCACAUUCAUUCAAGGAGAGGUAAACGCCUCGUUUUUUGAUUUUGAAAAAGAAGGCGACCUGCCGAAUAGUAUUUUGAUUAACGCAGAACCAUACUUCAUAAAUUCCAUUUCAAAGAAACGAAAGAACCUCUGGAAGGUAUUCUCCCGGGAACUGCUAACCGAAAGCGAGAAAAAUCUGUUGUUCAAAACCAUUGAGAAAACGACCGUCUAUAACUGGGUAGCCUACCCUGCUUACAGCUCCUCUCAGAAGUUACUUCCCUUUGUUCUACACGACCAACUCUACUAUGUGAACGCUAUCGAAAGUGCUGCUUCUACGAUCGAGACCAGUGUAAUCGCUGCUAGAAACGUGGCACUGCUUGUCAAAAACCAUUGGUUCAAUCUCUUUGAUUAUAUCGAUGAAAUACCAAAUGAAUCAGAGGAAAAUAAAAUAAAAGGAGAAUUGUAGCCAUUUUUCUCUCUUCAUCUAGAAAGACUGGUACUACCAGCCCUUUUCUUUUUCACACUGUUUUCUUGAUUUUUUAAAUUUUUUUAGAAACAUCAAAGAUCAGAUUUAGGGUGAGAAGAAAUGGCAUGCGAAAGUCCUUCCCCUUCCUUACCCAAAUCUAGGUUCAGUUGAACUGAUAAUCGGUGCCUUUUGCUAAUUCCUCUCUCUAAAAAUGGAUGGCGUUCUAGUCAGACAUUGUAUUAGGAAGAAAGGUUCCGCUACUGCUGUAAGAUUGUCGAAAGUAUUUGUCUGCAUUUCAUCUUAUAUUUUUUGUGAUUUCAGUGAUAUAACUAUCACAUAGUUGAUAUCUUCCUGCAAUUUGUUAAUGAUGAUGUGUAUAAUUAUAGGUCUUGGUUCAUUUAAUGAUUUGUAUGUCUUUAAAAUAACUGCCUUCCAAGUAUGAUGGCUUGUUUGUCUGAGAAAAGAAACUAGAAGAUGCUAGCUUCCAGAUAUUAUAAUUUGUAUUUAUAAGGAAAAUUUCUGGCUACUAGAUACUUUGGUUUGUUUGUCUACCAAGAGAAGCUGCCUUCCAAACAUUAUGUGUGUAUAUCUAAGAAAAGAGGCUAGCUAGCUUCCUAAUAUACCUUGUAUGUAUAGGGAAAAGGCUGACUAGUAGAUAUAGUGGUUUGUUUACCUAGCACAGGCAUGAGCAACCUUUUCUCAAGAAGCAGGCCACAUGAGACAUGGCUUCGCUGUGUAACAAAAUUUUUAUUUUUGUCUUUGGUCAGUAAGGGUUAUUUCAUGUUUGCUUCUAUUUAGAAAUGAAAGGAAAUCACUACUAGUCCCUUCCUGGACAUCUAUGUUUUGAAACUGACCUAUUUUCCAUUACAUUUCAAAUAGUCAGUGUUGAGUUGCUGAAGUAGAAUUUUCUAGAACAGUCUGGUGACGUAGAUAGCAGUAUAAAUACAGGGAUCAUAAGCUUAACAGUUCAGUUUAUUUCUGUGUCCAAGUUUGAGGAAAACAAAUUGAAGAAAAUAUCAGCCAUUUAUCAUAAUUUCCAAGGGAAGGCAAAUAGGAAAUAACAGUUGCUACCUGUGGACAAAGAUCAUGUUACAUAGUUUUAUCAGGCAUGUCGUACUACUAGAAAAAACUGAAGGCAAUUUUCUUCUUAGGCAUGACAUUCAGGAAGUCCCCCUGGCCAUAGUUUUCCCAUGACUGGUAUAGGAGCUAGUUCUUGAGGAGGUUAGAAGCAAGAAGAUAAAAUCCAUUUGUGUUUCAACAUAUCAAUCUAAUAUAAAAAUGGAGAGUAAUCCACUGACAGACUGACUUAGAACAGUGAUUCCCAAUGUGAGGCAUACACACCCCCACUAGUGGAGCCUGGGAAAAUUGUGAUGGGACAUGAGAUCCAAAAUUAUUUCUGUUUUUUUUUUUCUUCAGUGGGACAUGGAAUUGUGAAAAUCUUUCUCUUACAGCAAACAUAUAAAAUAAAUGCGCCCUUUUAAAGCCUAGCCAGGCUCAUGGGCCCAGUUUCCAGGUUUCAAUGGCGUAUGCGUUCCCCAGCUGGAUGGGAGGCCAGUCCAUCGCAGCGUUACUCAUUUUUGCCAGCUGAGUGGACUGGAGCAACGUGAAAUGAAGUGUUUUGUUCAAGAACACAACGCGUCGCCCGGUCUAGGAAUCGAAACCACAAUCUUACGAUCAUGAUGCUGACACCCUAACCACUAAGCCAUGCGCCUCCACUACAUACAUACAUACUACACCUUUAUUCAGCUUAGCCAAGCCAAUCCUUCCAGUUAGGCAUACUAUGUGAACUCUAUAGAGCUAUUCUAAAGCCUUGGUGUGGAUAUUUCUUUAAGGAAAUUAUGUAAUUAUGAAAUAUUAAAAAUAAAGUUUUUUUUCCAACCACUAAUGGGGCAUACAUUUUUCUGGAAAGUUAUAGUGGGACCUGGGAGAAAAUAGGUUGGAAAACACUGUUCUAGAAUGUCUGUGACAAUGACAACUCUACCAUUGUGUAAAAAAUGAAAUACCGUUUUUUUUUCUCACAUCUAUCAUAUAACAAGACUGCUGUCAAGAGAAUCUUUGUAUUGUUUAAAGAGUUCAUUUCAAAAACCUUCUUAUAAUUAUUGAAGUGUUCAUCAACAAUAAAUAAAUAAACAAAUCUUCAAGAUAUUGUGCUUUAAAGAAAAUCCUUUAUGAAGAACAGAUAUGAGUUUUUUAUGGGCUGCUUAGCUGUGUUCCUGCAAAUAGUUUAGAAUUCCUUAUGUUAAGAGUUAAAGUAAGAAUUCCAGUGAAGAAUGAUAUUUUUAAGAUUGUAUGGGAGGUAAGAGGGACUUUGGUAUAGAACAGAAAGAGAAAUUAAUGAAUUAUCGUGUGUGCAUGUGCAUAUGUGUGUGUAUGACAGUUGCUGUUUAGCCCCUGGUCUUCUCUGAUCCUGUAGACAUAUAAUUAAAGAUAUUCUGGCUGUGACCAUCCUGAGUUUAUCAGGUCAUCCCAUAAGUUCUGUCUGAAUUUUGAAUAAAGAAAACAAGUGAUCAAAUGUCAUAUUUAAUUGAAAUUUAAUCAUCAAUGUACUUUCCCUGAUUAUCUAUGACUUCCUUCCAUCUAUUUACAAGCUUUUUAAUCCCAUCAAUGUAAAACUCUUUUGGUUUCAAAGCGAAGAACUCUGAAAUGUCAGUUUCGACCUUCUCCUGGCUUGCGAAAGUUAUGUCCCCUAAAUGAUUCUGUAAACUACGAAACAAAUGGUAGUCUGAAGGAGCAAGGUUGGGAGAAUAUGGUGGAUGAGGAAUUUUUUCCCAACCAAGCUCAUCAAUCAUCUGUGAUGUGAUCUUUGCAGUCUGGGGUCGUGCAUUGUCCUGAUGAAACAUCACUCUUUUUCAAUUCACUAAAGCAGCUCUUUUUUUCUUCAAAGCUUGGUUCAAACACUCUAAUUGCUGACAGUAGACUUGAGCAUUGAUUGUUGCAUUAGGUGGUAACAAUUCAAAGCCAAUUACUCCUUUACAAUCCCACCAGAUAGAAAGAAGAACCUUUUUCCCAUGAAGUUCCCUUCUCGGUCGUAGUUGAGCUUUUUCCCUUUUACCAAGCCACUGUUUACGACGUUUAACAUUUCAAUAGAAUAUCCAUUUCUCAGAACCAGUCAGAAGUUUAUCCAAAAAGGGUGAAAUGAGUUCACGAGAAUGGAGAGAAGAGCAGAUGUUAACUCGCUUUGGGACAAUUCAUGAGGUACCCAUUUUCUAAGUUUAGGAAUCUUUCCAAGUUGUUGAAGAUGACAAUGAACAGUUGUAUGGUUUGAACUAAGCUUUAUUGCUAAUUCUUCAACUGAUAAUGCAGGAUUUUCUUCAAGUAAUGCCUCAAGGAGCUUAUCAUCAAACUCAACUGGACGUCCUGUUCGAUCUUCAUCGUCAAGGCUGAAAUCUCCAUUUCUGAAUUUUGCAAACCAUCUUCUGCAAGUUCUUUCAUUCUAGCAUUCUUUCCCAUAAACUGAGUGUAUGUUUUGAGUCGCUUCGGCUGCAGAGUUUCCUUUUUUGUACUAAUAAAGCAUUAUGUGCCUCAAAUGCUCUUUGGAUGCUUCCAUGUUAGAAAGGGUUUUAAUCAAAGAAAUUUUAAUUCUAUUAUUCUGUAAAAUAAUAUUUAAUUAGUUUAAAUGUACACAAAUGCAUAAGAAUAAUUUUUAAUUCCAUUAGACAUUCUAAAAUACUAUUAAAUUUCAUUCAGUUUUAAAAAAGGUAAAACCGGACAGAAGUUAUGGGAUGACCUGAAACGUGUGUGUGUGUGUGUGUGUGUACACACAUGAAUAAAUAUAUAUAUAUAUAUAUAUGGGUGUGUGUGUGUGUGUGCAUGUGAAAGCAUAUGGCCUAGUGGUUAUGGCUUGCACUUAGAAUUGCAAGGUCACAGCUUCAAUUCCUGGACUGGGUGGUGCGUUGUGUUUUGGAUCAAGGCACUUCGUUUUACAUUGCCCCAGUCCACUCAGCUGUAAAUGGGUAACCCUGCAACAGUGACAGACUGACCUGCUGUACCGGAGGAGUGUUGUCAUAUUGGUUACUUAUGGAAACUGGGUGAUCAGCUCUGUGAGUUUCAGACCUCUACACCGUGCUUACUAUAUAUGUGUGUAUGUGUGUGUAUAUAUAUAUAUAUAUAUAUAUAUGUGUGUGUGUGCAGGAGUAGCUGUGUGGUAAGAAACUUGCUUCCCAAGCACACGGUUUUGGGUUCAGUUCCACUGCGUGGCACCUUGGCCGAGUAUUCUACUAUAGCCUCAGGCUGACCAAAGCCUUAUGAGUGGAUUUGGUUGAUGGAAACUGAAAGAAGCCUGUAUGUAUAUGUAUGUGUGUCUGUGUUUGUUUCUCCACCAUUGCUUGACAACCAAUGUUGAUGUAUUUAUGUCUGUAACUUAGCAGUUCGGCAAAAGAGCCCAAAUGAAUAAGUACUUGGGGGUUGAUUUGUUCGAGUAAAGGUGGUGUUCCAGCAUGGCCGCAGUCAGAUGAUUAAAACAAAUAAAAGAAUAUACAGUAAUCCCUCGCCGUAUCCUGGUUUAUUAUUUAAGCUUAUGUCGACCCUUCCCCAUCGGUACUCAACUGGAACUUAUUUUAUUGACCCCCGCCACCACCACCAAAGGUUGAAAGUCAAAGUCAACCUCAGUGGUAUUUGAUCUCGGGAAUAUAAAACCAGAACGAAUGCUGUUAGCAUUUUGGCCAACCUUCUGAUGAUUCUGCCAGCUUGCUGAUUUGCCAUGCAUGUGUAAUACAAUUAUGAAUAAAUAUAGAAUUAAAGACAAAAAUUACUUAACGUUGCUUUUGCAAAUUAUUUAACCUAAUUGUUGCUAUUUCUUGUGGGACCCUGACUGACUUCUCGUGGAACCUGAGGGUCGUGGGGGAACCCCAUUUGAGAAGCUCACAGGCAGCUAAAGUGGUGAGUUAAAGUUUUCAUAUUUAGUUACGAAGCUUACAAAGCUAACAAUAUAUAUUAAAUUUGACGACUGGCACCCAUGCCAACGUCGUCUCCCUUAUUGGGGCAAGCGAAAGCGAAAUUGUGAUGGCAUCUGUGCCCAGUGACGCCUUUCUGGCACUUGUGCCCGCGGCAUGUGUAAGGACUUUCGAGCGAAAUCGUUGCCAGUGCCCUUGGACUGGCUCUUGUGCAGGUGGCACAUAAAAUACACCAUUUUGAGCGUGGCCGUUGUCAGUACCGCCUGACUGGCCUUCGUGCCGGUGGCACAUAAAAGCACCCACUACACUCUCUGAGUGGUUGGCGUGAGGAAGGGCAUCCAGCUGUAGAAACUGCCAAAUCAGAUUGGAACCUGGUGUAGCCAUCUGGUUUCACCAGUCCUCAGUCAAAUCGUCCAACCCAUGCUAGCAUGGAAAGCGGACGUUAGACGACGAUGAUGAUUAUAUAUAUAUAUAUAUAUAUAUACAUAUAUAUAUAUAUAUAUAUAUAUAAACGCAUACAUACACACAUGUAUAUAUAAAUACUAUAUUUGAAGUAUAUCCAGAGUUGUUAUCUGUACUUUCAGGAAGACUGAAAAUAAUAAUGAAUGAAGUCCUUCACUGGAUUACUUUUAACCCUGUCAAAUGUAAUGCUUAUUUAUUCACAUUGUUUUGAAUCAAUCAUGGAUUAUUUUGUAGCUUCGGGAUUUCAAUGAUGUGAUUGUUUAUCUUUAGAAUGACAUUGUAGAGUAGGUGUGAGAGACUAGAUAUGGCUGGUUUAAAUGCUGAAGGCUGAGAUACCCAUCAGUUACUAUCAUUGUGCUAUUUAGAACUCAACUGUCCAACAGUCAGCCUUACAAUUAUAUUACUAGUCAUUAACAAAAUAGUGUUUUGUUCUUACCACCAGGGCCUAGAAGAGUGAAGUUUCAGCUGGUACAGUGUUCUGGGGAGUGGAGUGCCAAGAAGGAGCCUAUGGUAUCUAGGCCUCUUCCUAAAAAACAAACUAAAACCCCCAUAGCCACCCCAUUGAAUUUUGAAAGGCAAUCCCCUGCCUUCCAGGACCUUUAAAUUUCUCCCUGAGACUCUGCUUACCACAUAUUUUGAGUUAAGUUUGUUCAUGUUACAUGUUAUUAGGUAAGUUAUCAGUGACAUACCUCUAUCCCACCUCCUUGUGUGGCUGACUUUGUAGUUAGCUUAAUUAAAGCAUGGAGAAAUUUGAUAGCUAAAGCUAACUUAACCUGUCUGUCUAUCUCUUUGCCUCACCACAUAUUUCUAGUUAGCUUUUUCAAUGCCCUGAGUUAACACCAGCUUACCUAUUUUCGUUAUACUUCAUACAUAUAACAUCUCUGAAUCCUGUGUGUGUGUUAUUUCUUUACUACCCCACAAGGGGCUACACACAGAGGGGACAAACAAGGACAGACAAAGGGAUUAAGUCGAUUAUAUCGACCCCAGUGCGUAACUGGUACUUAUUUAAUCGACCCCGAAAGGAUGAAAGGCAAAGUCAACCUCGGCGGAAUUUGAACUCAGAACGUAGCGGCAGACGAAAUACUGCUAAGCAUUUCGCCCGACGUGCUAACGUUUCUGCCAGCUCACCGCCUUAAUGUGUGUGUGUGUGUAUAUAUAGUCCAACCCAUGCCAGCAUGGACAACAGACAUUAAAUGAUGAUUUUAUAUAUAUAUAUAUAUAAUAUAUCAGAGGCUGUUAUACACCACUGAUCACAAUGCGCUUCCAGUUCUGUCUAGAUUGUACCCUUCUUUUCUGUUUUGACCUGAAUUGCUUGACUGAAUUAUUUUAUCACCAUUGUGGAAGCCUUCCAAAUGGUAUUUUCCAGUCUCUUGGACACCACUUGGCUACUGCACAGGUUCACCCAUCUAUUGUCUGUGAGCCUUGCAAAAUGUCCGGCUCAACAAAACUUGCAACGUCUGUAAGUAUUCUUUUAUUUGUUUCAGUCGUUUGACUGUGGCCAUGCUGGAGCAGUGCCUUUCAUUCGAAGAAGUCAACCCCGGGACUUAUUCUUUGUAAGCCCGGUACUUAUUCUAUCAAUCUAUUUUGCUGAACUGCUAAGUUAUGGGGAUGUAAACACACCAACAUCAGUUGUCAAGUGAUGGAGGGGGACAAACACAGACACAUGAAAAUAUAUAUACAUAUAUAUACACACACACAUAUAUAUAUAUACAUACAUAUACACACACACACACACACACACAUAUAUUACACAAACAUAUACGAUAGGCUUCUUUCAGUUUCUCUCUACCAAAUCCACUCAGAAAGCUUUGGUCGGCCCGAGGCUAUAGUAGAAGACACUUGCCCAAGGUGCCACGCAGUGGGACUGAACACAGAACCAUGUGGUUGGGAAGCAAGCUUCUUACCACAUAGUCACAUUUGCACCUAUGUAUAUGUAUAUUUAUAUAUAUUAUUUAUUAAAACCCCCCAAAAAAUCUUCACAAACUGUUACUCAGUGUUUCAUGUGACCAUUCAUCAGACAGUUGCAAUAAUAUUGAAUAAUAAAUGAUGUAUGAAGAUAUUUCUGGUUUUGUAUUUUGCCCACUUUGUUUUGCAUCUGUAUGUGCAUGUGUGUUUGUGCAUGCAUGAUGUUUCCUCUCUUUUCAUACAUGUAAGUUAAAAAAAAAAGUAUAUAUAUCUUCCUCUGAAGCCAGAUUAAUUUUUACAACUUGAUAUUAUGAUAUUCACUAGCUUACUGUAUUAAUUCACUGUGUAGAGUUCUAUAUCUUCUGUGUAUGGGAACGGAUGGCUUUUGAAACAUGUAAAUAUUCAUCUCGUGUCAUGUCGGAUGAAAUAAAAUGUUUAUACUUUC